AAAUUUAUAAUUAAUUUGCUAAUUAGUAAUUAGUUCAUUACACAGGGCUGCCCAUCGCGUGGCACAAACGGCCCUUGCAUCGGUAGCGACCCAGUUGGUCGACUACCGUUCUUUUAUUUCCUCUGCUUUGUAAUACCCUGUCUAUUACGAUCUAUCUAUGGAAAAAAAAAAACCGUUAAUUAUAAUUCCCAUCAGACUUUUUCGUUCUUCAGCCAUUGCCAGUCACAGAAAAUUCACCAAUGGCGAUUGUCGUCCGCAGCGCUUGACUUAGAAGACUCGGACGUCCGACACUUUCCCUUCGGACUUUUCACCGUCUAAUCCUCCAUGGAUGAACACCACCCCUAGAUCAUUAAUCCACCGGCAGACACUCCAUUACUCAGAUCUCUGUUGCUCUCCUCCUCCCAUCUGUUUCCCGGAGUGAGAUUUUUUACACAGACAUGCCGUUGUCUUCUUACAUUGGUUCUCGCCGGGGAGGAGGGAGCGGAGGCCGGCCCCAGUCGCCGUCGAUUCUACCGACCUCUGCGUCUUCUGCUUCUCCAGCCAAGUCGAAGCUGCCAUCGAGAAAACCUAGAAAGCGCGGGGUUGUGAUCAACUUCCUCUUCACCAACUUCUUCACAAUCUCGCUCUCGAUCUCGCUCCUCUUCCUUUUCUUCACCAUCGUCCACUUCGGCCUCCCCAAGCCCCUCUUCUCCACGACGUUCAAAUCGCGGGCGAGUCCCGUCCGGCAGCAGCGGAAGGCGACGGGCGGCGGCGUCAGGAGGAAGCCGGUUGAGAACGAUGUGAGUAAAGGUGCUACUGUGGAUUUGACUACCAAAGCUUUGUACGAUAAGAUCGAAUUCGAGGAUAAGGACGGCGGGCCCUGGAAGCAAGGGUGGAGAGUGAGCUAUAAAGGGGAUGAGUGGGAUAAUGAGAAAUUGAAGGUUUUCGUGGUGCCUCAUUCGCAUAAUGAUCCUGGUUGGAAGCUCACUGUGGAUGAGUAUUACGAGAAGCAGUCCAGGCAUAUACUCGACACCAUUGUUGACACACUUUCGAAGGACCCUCGGAGGAAGUUCAUAUGGGAAGAGAUGUCUUAUCUGGAGAAAUGGUGGAGAGAUUCAUCAGAGGAAAAAAGAGCAACUUUGACCGAACUGGUUAAGAAUGGCCAGUUAGAAAUUGUAGGGGGCGGUUGGGUGAUGAAUGAUGAGGCGAAUUCCCAUUUCUUCUCAAUAAUUGAGCAGAUUACUGAAGGAAAUAUGUGGUUGAAUGAUACUAUUGGUGUUAUUCCUAAGAAUUCUUGGGCAAUUGAUCCCUUUGGAUACUCGUCUACUAUGGCAUAUCUCCUUCGUCGUAUGGGGUUUGAGAAUAUGUUGAUUCAGAGGACCCAUUAUGAGCUCAAGAAGGAACUUGCUCUGCACAAAAAUCUAGAGUUUGUAUGGCGACAGAGCUGGGAUGCAAGCGAAACAACUGAUAUCUUUGUGCAUAUGAUGCCUUUCUACUCUUAUGAUAUCCCGCAUACUUGUGGCCCUGAACCUGCAAUCUGUUGUCAGUUUGACUUUGCCCGAGUCCACGGCUUUUUCUAUGAGUUAUGCCCAUGGCUCCAGAAUCCAGAAGAGACCACUCCAGAAAACGUGCACGAAAGGGCUACAUUGCUGCUAGAUCAAUACAGGAAGAAGUCAGUAUUAUACAGAACCAAUACUCUGCUGAUUCCUCUUGGUGAUGAUUUCCGAUACAUAAGCAAUGAAGAAGCAGAGGCCCAAUUUCGUAAUUACCAAAUGUUGUUCGACCACAUCAACUCCAGCCCUAGUCUGAAUGCUGAGGCAAAAUUUGGUACUCUGGAGGAUUACUUCCAAACUCUUCGAGAUGAGUCCGACAGAAUCAACUACUCACUUCCUGGGGAAGUUGGAUCUAGUCAAGUUGGAGGGUUUCCUUCUCUAUCAGGUGACUUCUUUACUUAUGCUGAUAGGGAGAAGGAUUACUGGAGUGGCUACUAUGUUUCACGGCCUUUCUUCAAGGCUGUUGAUCGUGUUCUAGAGCAAACAUUACGCGCUACUGAAAUGAUGGUGGCUUUGUUUGUCGGUCAUUGUCAAAGACAGCAGUGUGACAAGUUGGUCACAGGGUUUAGCUACAAGUUGACAGCUGCCAGAAGGAACUUAGCUCUGUUUCAACAUCACGAUGGGGUAACCGGUACAGCUAGGGAUCAUGUCGUUCAUGACUAUGGAACACGGAUGCAUACCUCUUUACAAGACCUGCAGAUUUUCAUGUCGAAAGCUAUUGAAGUGCUUCUCGGAAUGCACAUUGAGAAGCUUGAUCAGAAUCCGGCUAAGUUUGAAUCAGAACAAGUGAGGGCCAAGUACAAUGCUCAACCAGUGCGUAAAUCCUUGAGUCCUCGCGAGGGAACUGCCCAGUCGGUGGUUCUCUUUAACCCCACGGAGCAAACAAGAGAAGAGGUUGUGAUGGUUGUUGUGAAUAGACCAGAAGUCACCGUUCUGGACUCCAACUGGACUUGUGUUCCAAGUCAAGUCUCUCCUGAGAUGCGGCAUGAUGGAAGUAAUGUGUUCAGUGGGCGCCACCGUCUUCACUGGAAAGCUUCUGUUCCAGCAAUGGGACUCGAAACAUACUACAUCGCUAAUGGCUUCGUGGGAUGUGAAAAAGCUCGACCAGCAAAACUCAAGUACUAUUCUACUUCUUCUAGUUCCUUCUCUUGCCCCUCACCGUAUGCUUGUUCGAAGACGGAAGCUGAGUUUGCUGAAAUCCAAAACCGAAAACAAGUUCUCACCUUCGACGUCAAGCAUGGGUUGCUGCAGAAGGUACAACAUAAGAACGGCUCCACCUAUUUAGUUGGAGAAGAAAUAGCAAUGUACACUAGCUACGGCAGUGGGGCCUACUUAUUUAGACCCAUCGGAGAUGCUCAAUCCAUCAUUCAGAACGGUGGGAUUACAGUCAUUACCGAAGGCCCACUAAUGCAGGAGCUUUUCUCGUACCCAUACACAGCGUAUCAUCGGCAUCCCGUCUCCCACAGUACACGUGUCUACAACGGAGGUGGUGAUACUGUACAAGAGUUCGCCGUAGAGACUGAGUAUCAUGUUGAGCUUCUUGGCGACGAGUUCAAUGACCGCGAAUUGAUUGUCCGGUACAAAACGGAUAUUGAUAAUGGGAAGGUAUUCUACUCGGACUUGAAUGGGUUUCAGAUGAGCCGCAGGGAAACUUAUGACAAGAUUCCACUGCAAGGAAACUACUAUCCCAUGCCCUCGCUUGCCUUCAUUCAAGGAUCCAAGGGUCACAGAUUCUCCGUUCAUUCCAGACAGUCUCUAGGUGUGGCAGGUCUUAAAGACGGAUGGUUGGAGAUUAUGCUUGACCGUCGGUUGUUGCGAGAUGAUGGCCGUGGGCUCGGGCAGGGGGUGACAGAUAACCGGCCAAUGAAUGUUGUAUUUCACUUGCUCUUCGAGUCCAAUGUUUCAACCACAUCAAACCCAGUCAGCAACCCGCUUCCUUUGAGCCCAUCUCUUCUAUCACACCGCAUUAAUUCACACUUGAACUACCCCUUAUUUGCCUUCAUCUCCAAGGGAUCAGAGGAAUUAUCUCUUCAGACGCACGGCAGAUCAUUCUCUCCUCUAUCUGCUUCACUGCCAUGCGACUUACACAUUGUGAACUUCAAAGUUGCACGGCCAGCAUUGUUUUCCCAUGAACUCGGCGGAGAUCCAAGGCCUGUCAGAGAUCCGAGGUUCAUUCUGAUCUUUCAGAGGUGGCAUUGGGAUGAUUCCUACUGCCGCAGAGGCGGGUCGUUGCAGUGCACGAGGAUGGCCGAUGAACCGGUCAAUCUUUUCAACAUCUUCGAGGGGUUCUCAGUGUCAAAGGCUGAAGCGACAUCUUUGAAUCUCCUUCAUGAUGAUGUCGAGAUGCUCGGGUAUAGUGAUCAGGCUGGACAGGUUACUCGGGAUGGUCGUGUUGCCAUCUCACCUAUGGAGAUUCAAGCUUACAAGUUAGAGUUGCGGCCCAACCUGUAGAGCAAGAAAAGGAUGUCCUGAGUAUAACUGUUCUUUCAGUGCACCAUUUCCGAACAUGAUCAUCAAGAGCUUCAGAGGCCUCCUGUAUACUCCAACGUCACAGGCAAGCGAGCGACAGGUGCUGUAUGGUGAAGGGUAAGUAUGUCUCAUUUUCUCGGAAGGACGCGAUGUACAUGAAAGCAGCCCGUCAAGUUAGAUUGGAGGUUGAAUGAUCAGGAUUGAUUCUCUCUUGUGAGGAAGGGGAAAAUAGUACUCCUUUUCUCUCGUUUGUACACAAUAGCUCGAAGAAAAUUUUGAGGUAUCAAUUUGGGGAGACCUAACUUGUACUUUGUGUGUCUCCCUUCCAGAACUAUAGGUUACCAGUUUUGUGUGCUUAAUAGGGCAGGUUAUGAAUUCCCUUUGCUUUCUCCCUCGCAUAUCGUUCCUCUUCUUGUACAUUAGGAUAGACUUUGAACUCCGAGUUCUUACGAAAAUUCAUGCAUACAUUGAGAUGAUUUUGCGAGGAAAUUUUAGCUCGAGAUUUGCUUUAGCAAGGUGAACCUUUCUCCUUUUCAUCACUUUAAGAUUACUAACAAAAUCAGUCACUGUACUUGGUCUAAGAUGAUACUUGUAGACUAAGAAAGGACUGUUAUGCUACUUUGUAACUGAUACAAGACGGGAAAACUGAAACCAAAUUAAUACCCCAAUCGUAACCUAGCGACUAAACAAUAGUUAGUGGCUAACUUAAGUUAAACGACUAAUGAUUUUACCCGGAGCAUCAAACCUUCUGCCUCUGUUUGCUGUUCUGUAUCUUUAAAGAUCAUAAUGUAAUGAAUCACUCCUCAUCCCAACAAGAGAAAACACGAGUCAAGAAAAGGGUUUUCUGUUUUCAAUCUAUAGUGUUAGCGAACUAACCACUUGGUCCCAAUAACUCGAGUUGUUGGGAAAGGGAUAGUUAAGCCUUUUAACCUCUUAUACGCCCCCUCAAACGAAAGCCGAUGCCGAAUUGUGGAUCUUUACUGUUUGCACAGGUUGAACCCUUGUGCUGCCAAACCACGAGGCUUUAGUUUGCACAGGUUGGACAUAACUUUCCUUGUGCUAAACGAAUUGACAUGAAAUGGGAGUCGUUAUGAGGAUUCGAAACCAUGACCUUUCGGUUCUAGGCUCUGAUACCAUAUUAGCGAACUAACCACUUGGUCCCAAUAACUCGAGUUGUUGGGAAAGGGAUAGUUAAGCCUUUUAACCUCUUAUAUAUAGUUUCGGUCCACGACAUAGCCAGUGGCGGAGCCACUUGGAGAGGAGGGGGUGCUUUGCACCCCCCUUGGGUUUGGAGAAAAAAUUUCCGAGUAGGGGUAUAUACAAAAUUCGAACCAAUGACCAUUCAGUUGCAGGAAGAAUUUCUUAUCAUUUUGAUCGAGUGAGUUUUGUUAUGUAAUGCACUUUCGUCUUAAUUUAUAGUAAUAAAUGGUUGUCUUUUGU
Molecule: messenger RNA, 5441 nt
Organism: Linum trigynum
Lineage: Eukaryota; Viridiplantae; Streptophyta; Magnoliopsida; Malpighiales; Linaceae
Source: the annotation of a GenBank genome assembly